UAUAAUCCAAUUACUCUGUGUCUCCAUCUUCGUUGUUAUUUAGGUAUCCGUUAUCCGUGUUUUGCGAUAUACAAUCAGGAAAUCUCUUUUCCUGAGAAACAAACAAUGGCGACUCUAAUCACCUCCCAAGCGGUUCUCGUCCGUGUUCUCAUCCCACCGCCAAACCUCAAACCCUCCUUCCAUUCCCCUCGCCGCCAUCUCCUCUCUUUCCACAACCCCACCCCAAACCCCAACUCUCUCCGCCUCCCAACCAAACGCAACCCUACCCUUGUUGUCGCUUCCGCUUCCUCUGCGUUCCCCACUCUUCCCCCAAAAACCCCACAGCUCCCUUCUCAGUCCCCGCUCACCCAAACCCUCACCACCAUCGCAGCCAUAGCCUUAUCCUUUUCGACCCUUUUCAAUAAGCUCUUCGAAAAAUUUGCUCCCAAAAUCACCGAACAAGCCGUUCUGCAGGGGAACUUACUCCGCACUGUCGGGCCGCUUUUCUUCGCUGCUCUAAAGGGCCGUCCGACUGGGUACCUGAACACGCCGCUGACGGUGGUGGCCGCGGGAUUGGCCAAGUGGCUCGACAUCUACAGUGGGGUUUUGAUGGUUAGGGUUUUGCUCAGCUGGUUCCCUAACAUUCCCUGGGAACGUCAGCCCUUAUCGGCGAUUCGGGACCUCUGCGAUCCUUAUUUGAACCUCUUCCGGAAUAUAAUCCCACCCAUCUUUGAUACGUUGGACGUGAGCCCGCUUUUGGCUUUCGCGGUGUUGGGCACUCUUGGGUCCAUACUUAAUAGCGCUAGGCACGUAUACUGAAGAAGAGAGGAUUGCUGGGGUUCCUUGGUUCAUGAUAGGGGAAAAGUGAUUGUCAAAGGACUGAAGUUUCCAGAUGAAUUUCAAAUCCUUAUGGGUCGCAGGAAUAUCUACCAUAUCAAUCUACCAGCAAUAUCUCAAACCUAUUCUUCAGAGUGUUCUUUCUCAUUUGUCAGUCUCUUCUGAGAGUAGGCACUCCAUGCAAGAGUUUUUCAUGGGGAAAAAAAUGAGAUCAGACUACUCCCCAUGCAACUGGUUUCGGCUUUUAUUAUUAAUAGUUAUUAUUAAAUUUACAGUAAUAAUACAUUAGACUAAUUAUAUCGAUCUUCUUGCUGCAGAGCAGCUCCGUGCUCUUCUUGUGGGCAUGACCUCCAUCUACUUUUUCCUUCCAAACAUUUUUUGUACCCCUUUAUUUUCUUCAUUCGAUUUUGCAAUUGUUUUUUGAUUGGUAAACAAGAUUUUAUUGAUGAUAAGUGUGUAGGCAAGAGCUCAAGUAUACGGGACAUGUAUGCUCAAAUGUCCUAAUUUAGGAAUAACAUUAAGUUAUGCAUGUGGUACAUUUCAUUUUGAGCAUGGGAAUGCCCAUGAAAAGGCUACCCUUGUUGCUUCGAUUUUAGAUUUCAGGCAAGUAUUUUAGGCUGGGAUGCCAAUAAGUUGUAAGUACUGCCAGAAGUUCUCCAAUCGAUGAAUCGGACAAAAUUGUAGUGUA
This is a messenger RNA of Juglans regia (Persian walnut), 1504 nucleotides long. RefSeq names its product ylmG homolog protein 1-2, chloroplastic-like. The record is from RefSeq and is a predicted model, not a curated record. Lineage: Eukaryota; Viridiplantae; Streptophyta; Magnoliopsida; Fagales; Juglandaceae. Bases 106 to 798 code for a protein of 230 amino acids. Gene Ontology annotation, cellular component: membrane. Gene Ontology annotation, biological process: chloroplast fission. The transcript is spliced from 2 exons.